Biomphalaria glabrata is the source of this 2242-nucleotide messenger RNA. RefSeq lists its product as uncharacterized. The record is from RefSeq and is a predicted model, not a curated record. Gene Ontology annotation, biological process: biological process involved in interspecies interaction between organisms. The transcript is spliced from 2 exons. Gene Ontology annotation, molecular function: carbohydrate binding. Gene Ontology annotation, cellular component: external side of plasma membrane. Lineage: Eukaryota; Metazoa; Mollusca; Gastropoda; Planorbidae. Bases 140 to 1141 code for a protein of 333 amino acids.
AGGUCUAUAGUUGGUUAGACCGCAAGUACAAUCUCAAGUACAAUCUCACCAAUCAAUAUAUAGAUAAAUAGAACUUAUAUAAAAAAAAAAUUUCUAUAGCUGAAAUAUAAACACUAUUUCUGUUUUCAAAUGUUCAACCAUGUUGGUUUCUUUGCUUGUUGUCCUGUGUCAGCUGUUGUCAGUCGCACACGAAGCUCUAGUGAUUGAAGUCCAGCCCAGUAGAAUACAGCCAGGACUGACUGAUGGUCUCGUGAUCAACUGCUCUGUCACUGAAAAUAAAAUUCCACAGAUGAUGAAAAUCUAUUCCCUGGUUCUGUCACGUGUUCAAGCGUCAAAUAAAGAUUCGUUUGAAGAACUUAUCAUUUUGAACUAUAACGAACGCAACAGUACACUUAACACAAGUAAUGUACCUGAAGGCUCUAGCGGGAUGAACGGGGCAUCUCACAUAACGCUCACCUGGCCGAAUCCCAGCUACAGAGACGCCAGCAGGUACAAAUGUGAAGCUCGAGGCUUAAGUACCAGCUUUAACAAGAUUUCCGCCACAGCUUACGCCAGCGUAGAGACGGAUGAACCAGACAUCAGAAGCCUUGUUGAUGAGCUUCUACACCUCAGGAAAGAGACCUAUGAAACUUCAAACUCUCUGAAAGAAGUGAAACAGAAAUACACAUCUUUAAACAACGGUCUACAAAAAGCAGUAAAAAAAUUGAUUCGAGAAAAAGAUCAAACUAAGAAAUCUUUAUUUCAUGUUUCACCAGUAUUCCAGGGUCGACGCUAUUAUCUCUCCAGAAGGCAGGCCUCCAAUGAAAUAUAUGUCGCACAAUCAACUUGCGCUUUUUUUGGAGGCUAUCUCGCUGAGAUCGACAGCAGUGAAGAACACAGUUUCAUUGCCAACUUUGUAAAUCAAAUCAAGGAUUUACCUUUCGGCGCUGUCUACAUCGGUUUGACGGAAAAUAAUGGAGUCUGGACCAAUAUUUAUAGCCAAAAUGAUUCCAAGUUUUUACCCUGGGGACACUCCGAGCCAAACAAUCACGAGAAAAAUGAAUUCUGUGUUGUGCUUGAUCGAGCAUCCAACUGGCGUUAUAAUGAUAUCUCAUGCUACUAUAAUGAUAUAUUAAGAUAUUUAUGUGAGAUUCCAGAAUAAGCGUUAAGUUUCUAGAAAUUUUGCGAUCAACGCCAAAAGUAAUAUAGAGGUGGUAAUGACAAUCUUCGUCAAAUAGUCAAUUACAAUAAUCUGCACUUUCCUUUAAUUAAAUGUUUGUACGAUUCGAAGUAAAUAAAUUUAGUAAAGAAAAAAAAACCAGUAACACAGAACAAAAUAGAAAUAGAUAUGGUAAUAUAAUUUGGGGUUGAUUUAAUUAAUGUCAAAUAGAUUUUAAAAAAAUUAUGAAAUAAGCAAUUUUAAGAAAGCUAGUUUAGAAACUCUAUGCUGCCAAAUAAAUAUAAAAAAAAUAAGAGUAUUUAUUCAUAAUUACAAAAACAAUGCCAUAUUGCCGCUUUAAAUAGCUGCCAUAUCUUCUUAACAAAUUACAAUUAUAAAUACAAUUUAAUUUAUAUAAUGCAUUUCCCAAAAUAUAAGGGAAGCUUUAAAUCGUCAGAAUAGAGCAAACACGACAGUCACAAUGACAAACCAUUCUAGAAACAAACUUUUGGAAUAUAUAGGUCUUAAUGUUCUAUUAGAAUGUAGUAAAGAACAUCUGUCUUUCUGAUGCACUACAAACAUAAGAGUUAGCAGGUAUACCCGAUCACCAAAUCACUAAGCUGCAAUGUAUUUAGAACAAAUGCCACACGAAUAGUUAUACAAGACAAUAUUCUACUACUACUCCUCUUGCGCACACUCCAUUGUCUAUGAAAGCGAGAAUAGACUACAAGGUGGCCACAAUUUGUCAUCAGUGAUUCUAUAACGAAGAAAUGCCCUUGUACCUUAGUGAACUGGUCACUCCAUAUGUCCAUCAGGGAGCCCUGCGCUCCAUGGACUCAACGCUUUUUAGUGGUGCCAGUUUCUCCCUAAAAGGAUUGGAACUCACUCCCCAUCGAUCUCAGACAGACAACAUCCUACACUACAUUCGAGAACAACAUUGGGAACAAUGAAAUGUUUAGAUUAGUUUGUCAUUUUAGUUCUCGUGUUUAUGUUUGUAAUGUUAUCACUGCGCCUUGAGUCUACAUUUUGUUUGUUAAUAGCGCUCUGUAAAUUUUUUUACUAUUAUAAUAAAUGUUUAAUAAAAUUGAUAUUGUAGUCAAAAAA